CAAUCUUACCCGCCACUUUACCUUACCUUAUAUUUGGCCGAUUUUAUUCUUGCGCAUGCGCACGUUGUGGCUUUUGAAUGGCGGAAACGACCUUGACGAAAAAUCGGAUGAAAUAUUUUGUAACUUAUUCGGUUAUGGAAAAGAUUGGCAUUGGCAAGGACAAUAACAUACACUAAGGAGAUUCCACUGACCUUCAGGAUGGACAUUCUUGACUGUUGUGAUAUAUGUGGUGAAGGCCAUUCCACAGAAUUCUGUCCAGAACUUGGUCUCAACAUUACUCAAACUGAACUUGAUCAACUGUCAACAAGAGCUAGAUUGACAUUGCCAGGGAUUGUACAAGUAGUGGACAAUGGCAGUGGCCUGGUUGGUGUGGUUGCCAAGGAAACUAUUGCUAAUAAAACCCAACUUGGACCUUACGAAGCUAAGAGGACUACUCAUAUAUUUGAUGAUUCAGGAUUUUUUACUCUGAAGCUUAUAGCAAAAGAUGGAACGACAGUCUGUCUGGAUACAACAGAUGAGAAUGAGUGUAACUGGUUAUGUUUGGUACGGGCUGCCUCGUCUGAGAGCACAAAGAACUGUAUCGCGUACCAGCUUGGUAAUAACAUCUUCUAUAACACAACAAGAGAGAUCAUUCCAGGAGAAGAACUGUUGGUAUGGUACGCUCCACACUUUGCAAGGAAGCUAGGAAAACCGUCAGAGCCAGAUGGAGAAACAAGAGUGCUGUUGGGUCAUCGGAUUGAGCCUUUGACCUCUGACCUUCUACUCGACACAGAAGCCCCAUCUUUCUAUGAGACAGAAGGUGUGAUGAAUGGUACUCUAGAACAGCCCUCAGAAGACCUUGUUCAGAUGGCACAGGCAACCAAUGCUGACAGACAUACGGGGGAAAUAAGAAAAGCAUUUUACUGCCCCCGCUGUGGUAAUACGUUUGAGACCCAAACAGAAAUGGUUCAGCAUCUACGGGAACAUGUGAUAUCUUCCUCAGAUACGCCUAAAAGAGGAAGGGGCCGGCCUAGGAAAUUUCAUAAUACUGUUGAUGGGAGACCAGGUCGAGGACGAGGAAGACCAAAAAAACCUGUCGUUGAAAAUGUGGAAGGAGAAGUGUUAGAUUUUAAAACGCCUUCAAAGACCUACAGUAGGAAGAGAAAACUUGACUGUAUUGAUAUUGAUCAAGAUUAUGAUAAAAAUUAUGAAGAUGGCGACGAUGAAGAUGAUUUUGCAGAUAAAAUGAUGGACGAGAGUGAUUAUACAGAGGCAAGUAAUGAUAGCGAAUAUACUCCUAAAGUAGAGAUAUCUGUGGCUGUGACAAGAGUGCAGCCGAGGCGAAGCACCCGUGGAAAACACAGUAAAUUUGAUGAGGAUUAUGUAUACAGCAUGGUUAAAAAAGAGCCAAAAGAGGAACCAUCACAAAUUGGUUUCAGUAAUCAAGUGAUUGCAGCAGGUAAUAUACCAGAAGCAGAACAUAGUAUUUCCAAUCAGUCUGUGGGGGCAGGAAAUCAGGCUAAUGUUAAAAGAGGAAGAGGGAGGCCUAGAAGGAUUGUGGAUCAAAAUCAGUCUGAAACUACUACAGUAGAGAAAGAACAAGUCGGAACUUUAAGCUUUGAGACAAUACAAGAAAGUCUUAUGGCACUGAAAUCAAAUGAAAUAGGAGAUGGAGAUGAGGAGGAUAAAAACAAAGUUGUAGAGCAUACAGAUGUAGCAGAUAAUGUGUCUCCUGACACAGAUUUAUUAUAUAAAAGUGAUAUUUCUGAAAAUAUAGAGAUUUUACCUUUGAACGGAACUGAAGAGGUUGAAGAAAAGGACAAGUCUGCUAAUUUUGAGAGGAGUGAAAAUACUGAAUUGAAAGUAUCUGAUAAAAUAAAUGAGUUUGAAGUUUUCAGUGAAGAGAAUCUUGAAGAGAGUGUAGGAAAUGACAUAAAUAAGGAUGAUAUUACCUUUACACAGGAGCAGGAAGAAAUCAAGGAGAAUGUUAAUGAAGAUCAAAAUGUUAAUAAAGAUCAGAAUGUUCAGAAGGAAGACAAAGUUGAAGAAAAUGACAAUGGAGCAGAAAUACAAGAAGUGAGUGCAUCAGUUAAGACAGAAGACAAAGGUUCAGUUGUUGUUAUGUUUGAAGAGACAGAUGAUGGUAGCUAUGGAUGUGCAGUGUGUGAAGAUAAAUUUACAAAUGAACUAGAUGCUAUAUCACAUUUCAUGCAACACGAUACCAAAGGAACAGUCAGUUGUAAAACUUGUCAUGACAACUUUAACGGCAUAGAAGCUCUGCUAGAACAUAGGAAGGAAUGUACUUCAUCUGUACAAGUGUUGUCAGAAUGGGAGGUUCCCAAGUCUGACAAUGUUUUAGAAUUUGCGUGUGAUAUUUGUAAACAAGCAUUUAAGACAGCUCAGUAUUUAUACCGUCACAUGGUUAUACACACAGAUGUUUUCCAAUGUGAGCGAUGCAGUAAGACGUUCUCUAGAAAAGAUUCAAUGCAGAAACAUAUUCUGAAAUGUUGUCCUGAACUAGCUGAAAAAUACAAGAUCUUUUACUGUGAAGUAUGUUUACGAGUAUUUUCAAAAGAAUCCGGAAAACGACGACACAUAGAAAAAUGUAAAUCAGUUCAAUGUAAAACUUGCUUAAAGAUAUUUAUUUCUCAGUCAGACAUGGCUUUACAUACAUGCAAAAUGCUUGAUUUGGAUGACACCGCAAAGUAUUCAUGUGGACGUUGCUCCAAAGCCUUUCAGUCGUUGUAUUAUCUAAAACAGCAUCAGCAGCUUCAUGAUAAUCACAAUGCUUGCGAACGCUGCGGGAAGAAUUUUGCUUCAAAGGAGGAGCUUGACGGUCAUAAGGGUCUGUGCGAAACUUUAGAAGGGAUAAGACUUUACGGGUCUGGAAAGUGCACUGUUUGUUUUGAAACUUUCUCGAACUCAAAAGCAUUUAGGAAUCAUUUCUUGUCACACACCCAUCCAUACCAUUGUGAUAAAUGUGAUAAACGAUUUCUCCGUAUUGGAACACUGAAUAGCCAUGACUGUGAAUGUUUGAAUGAAUCUGCUUGUAACGUCUGCUCAAAAACGUUCAAAAACCAGACUAACCUUGACAAACAUAUUAAAGAGAAUGGGUGUAUGAGAUACCAGUGUUCCGCCUGUAACGAACAGUUUCGGUCGAAAUCCAUGGCCAAAGAUCACAACUGUAUCAUAGAAGCUACAGAGGAUGUGGAGGCAGAGAUAGUAAGCAUUAAUAAUGUUAGGGAGGUGUGUCCGACUUGUGGAAAAUCUUUUUCGAGCAAGAGUAAUCUGACCAAACACAUGAUAUUGCAUGGAGAGAAAAAAUAUGGCUGCCCGCAUUGUGCGAAAUUCUUUCAUCUUGAUGUCUAUCUCAAAGAACAUAUUACUUGUGUUCACUAUAAUAUAUUUAAGUAUCAGUGUAAUGUAUGUGGACGUUUACUGAAGUCUAAAACUGGUCUCAUAGCACACACUAGGAUCUUCCAUGCCAAAAAUGCCGAAGUUUUUCCUUGUACAAAAUGUGGAAAAGUUUUUAAGCAGAAAGGAAACUUAAGAUCGCACAUGUAUUCACACUCGAAGGCACGAAAUUUCAAGUGUGAUGUAUGCAUUAAGGCAUUUAAAUAUCCAGAUCAGCUUAGUCGACAUAAACUUGAGCAUAAAUUAAUGCCCAGACUGAAGUGUAGUCACUGCGAUAAGGAAUUUUUACGCACUUACGACUUGAAGAAACAUCUACAAGUUUAUCAUAGCGGGUAUAUUUAUGUUUGUGGAAUCUGUUCAGCCAGGUGCGGUCACAGGCACACUCUUGUUCGUCAUUACAAACGGAAACAUCCAGAGAGUUUGAACCUGACAACACAAGAAGGUUAUCUAGAUAACUUGCUGAAACAUGUAAGCGAAGUCUAUGAUUCAUCAACAGACCAAGGCAACACAGUGGCCACAAAAUGCAUUGUCCUUGAUGAUAAAACUGCAGCCAGUGCUGAUGGUCUACAAAUUGAUCAAGUUGAUGAAUCAGCAGAAAUGCUGUCCCAAGAUGCUGCUGAAGCUUUGCAUAGCUUAGCGCUUGGACGUGCAACAGCAAAACAGUUCCAGCUUCUAAAAGACAAAGGACUUUUUAUUCAGGGUGAAGCUGGUCUUAUAGAUGGUCAAGACAACGAUCUGAUUCAAGAUCAAGGGCAGGUAAUCAUUCCUCAAGAUAGUUAUAUAUUUGCAGGACAGACUGGUGAACAUGUACAAGCUUUAGACAAUAAUGUUGCUGCAGCAGCUAAUGAACCACAGUCUGUGGAUGGUAAUAUUGGAAUGAUCCAUAAUCCUGAUGGUUCCAUUAGUAUAAAUGGCAUACAAGGUAUUCCCCAGACAAUUGAAGGACUUGACAGUGGAGAUGGUCAUAUUGUUAUAUUACAGAUCGUUGAUCCUGAAUCACAGGACUUACAAGGAGAGAUUAUUCAGUUUAAUCAAGAUCAGCAAGGAAAUAUACAUUUAAAUGAGGAACAACAAGAAAAAUUGCUCCAACUCAAUGAAAAUCAGCAAGGGCAAGUAAUCCAGCUAAACCAGAGUCAAGAAGGGGAGAUAAUUCCAUUAAAUCAAAAUGUCUUCGAGACAAGUGACGUAUUUCAAGCUGCUGAAUUAGUUCAAAAUUCUCAAAUUCAAACUGUAGUUGUGGAUGAAUCUGCAAGUACUGGUGGUGUUGGGCAAGAAUUAGCUGACCAAGCUACUGAGUCUGGUAUAUCCCAGGAGUUCACCAUUACCGACACAGAUAUUGGACAGAAUGAUUCAGAAAAACUUGAUGCAAUUCCAGUGAUCUCCCUUGAGGGUGGAGAUCCUAACAUACAAGCACCAAUGGUGUACUCGCAGGAUGUAACUUGCACAGAUGAAAUUGAAUAAACAAAGUUAAUGACUAA
Messenger RNA from Mercenaria mercenaria, 4871 nucleotides. RefSeq lists its product as uncharacterized. Bases 199 to 4854 code for a protein of 1551 amino acids. Gene Ontology annotation, cellular component: nucleus. The transcript has 8 exons. Gene Ontology annotation, molecular function: DNA binding; protein binding. The record is from RefSeq and is a predicted model, not a curated record. Lineage: Eukaryota; Metazoa; Mollusca; Bivalvia; Venerida; Veneridae.